Molecule: messenger RNA, 276 nt
Organism: Ostertagia ostertagi
Lineage: Eukaryota; Metazoa; Nematoda; Chromadorea; Rhabditida; Trichostrongylidae
Source: the annotation of a GenBank genome assembly
AUGGACUGUUGUGAGGUUGUGCAGGUCCCGUUAUCACGAAAAGGUGCUUCUUACUCGUUGAUGGGAUCGAUUUUCACUACGGGAAGCGAGAAAAGAUCAUUACAGCUAGCUACUGAAGUAAACUCUCGGUUACAAGCUGUAUUGGAAGAUGUGAUGAUCAAAAACAUAACGCUUAAGGGCUCGGUGGACUCACUAAGCAACGAGGUGUCGCGGUUAUCUCGAGAGAAUCGUCAACUUACAUUAGCACACAGUCGAUGUGCUGAGCAACGGCCAUAG